Carassius carassius (crucian carp) is the source of this 3929-nucleotide messenger RNA. Its product is annotated as immunoglobulin-like domain-containing receptor 2. Bases 35 to 2044 code for a protein of 669 amino acids. Gene Ontology annotation, biological process: pancreas development. The transcript is spliced from 10 exons. Lineage: Eukaryota; Metazoa; Chordata; Actinopteri; Cypriniformes; Cyprinidae. Gene Ontology annotation, cellular component: membrane. The record is from RefSeq and is a predicted model, not a curated record.
GUUACUCACGAGACGCAGAACAAACGGAUAGAACAUGAAGAAAAAAACGCGAGAAAAACACGGCAGAGAUUUUGCGAUGGCUCACAAAACGGAGCGGUUUAAAGUAAUUUCUCUCACCAGAUGCUGGAUUUCACUCAUGGCAUUCACAGCGGUGUCAUGGUGUGAGGCCGUGCAGGUCUCAGUUCGUGAUGAGCGCCGCUUUGCGAUGCUUUUCCAGUCAGUGGUUCUGCCAUGUCAUUACACCAGCAUCUCUUCUCAGACUCCAGUCAUCCAGUGGUGGUACAAGUCAUACUGCCGUGAUCGCAGCCGCGAUGCCUUCCGCUUCCCUGACACGCUGGCUGUCCACGGCUCUGAGCUCGGCUCUUCUGUUCACCUGGACUGUGGGGACAGCGGGCGGACAGUGCGCAUUGUGGCAUCUGGACAGGGAUCGUCCAUCACCCUCGCUGAAUAUUACAAGGGCCGUGACAUUUCCCUCAUCAACAAGGCUGACCUGCGCAUAGGUGAGCUGCAGUGGGGUGACAGUGGUGUUUACUACUGUAAGGUGGUGAUUUCUGAUGAUCUGGAGGGACAGAAUGAAGCACAUGUGGAGCUUCUUGUGUUGGGUCAGACAGGUUUUGCCGAUGAUCUUCUGCCUGGAAUUAAUUUGGAGAUUGUUCCAGAGUGGGUGUUUGUGGGCACCGUGGUCAUGGGCAGUAUCCUCGUCAUUCUGCUAGUGGGUGUUUGCUGGUGUCAAUGUUGCCCUCAUUCAUGCUGCUGUUACGUGAGAUGCUGCUGCUGCCCAGAUACCUGCUGCUGUCCUCGACACCUAUAUGAAGCAGGAAAGGGAAUCAAGUCAACACCUCACACACCAGUGCCUAUGUUCCCCUCAUACUACAUACCUGGGAUGCCCACCAUGGUGCCUAUUGCUCCGUCUUCCCUCAUUGACCCAAACCUGUCCACUGCACCAUCACUGGAAAACAAUGGCUCAGUGUGGAGUGGUUUCCAUCUGCAGCCUGUGUCAGAUGAGAGUUCUCUGAAAGUGCUGCAGUACGUGGAAAAGCAGCUCGCUCAGUUCAACCCAUCGCAGACUCUUAGCAGCAGCCGAAACUCCUGCAGUAAGUCUGAGCUGAGUUCCUUACAUGAUGCAGAAACAAAUUUCCAUCAAACCUAUCGACAAGUCCAGAAAAAGGCUUUGCCUUCCAUUCCUGAUCUUGAUGACCUCCAGACCACAGAUUUCUCUCCCAUUCAUGAGGCAGGAUGCACUCAACAACCCCAGCAUAGAAAUCAUGUAGCAGAUGAAAACCCCAGGUGGAACCCUCGCUCAGAGCACUUGCAGAGGAAGGCUUUCCUGGAACGUGGACGGACAGGAUCUUUGGAUGAGCUUGAGGAGUUUGCAAUGGCAUAUAUGCAACAAGGACAUCACAAUGAUCUUGGAAACAGGGAGGGUGACUAUAGAGCAAACAAACUGGAAAAGGAGCGCAAGAGGGAGAGAGACCGGGAGCUGGAACGGGAUCGUUACCCAUUUUAUUGUUCAAAGCGUAACUCUCCGAAGGCCAGUCCAGUGAGAUGUCCACCCGGCCCUCCACUCUUACCUGGAAAAAGACGAGACCCAUGUGACAAUGGUCAACCCCAAAGGAAUACACGAAAGUGGGAUAAGAGCAGAAGAGUUUUCAGUGGUACAGGGAGCAGGCAGAACUACAGUGAUGCCCUUCUCAACAGCUCAUUAGAACGUAAAGCUAAAGCAGUCAAAAGCAGUUCUUCAAAAGUAGGACAGGCUGAAGAGGACUUAGACACACCUUCCAAAAAUAGCUCCAAAAAGAGUAGUGAAGGUUUCCACAGCAGGUCUCCAUGCAACCAGUCACCUCUUGACCGGAUGGCAGAGGAUAAUGAAUCAUUACCAUCCCACACAGAGAAGGAACAGGAGUGUUCCCGUGGAGCAGAGUCUCGACAACAACCUUUCAGCUACAUACGCUCUGGUCACGGCUCUAUGCCAAGUGGGCAAGAGGAGCAGAACCGCCCUCGUAAAGUGAGCACUCUUCUGAGCAGAGACUCACUUGUAGUUUGAUGUCUCAGACACACAAUGGGGAAGUCACCACGCUUGCAAAAACUCCACCGCCAACACGCACUGAUCCAGUGGAGCACUAGCGCUGUGGAAGGCAGGUUUGUGAGGUCUGAACAUGAGUAUUGAAAUAUAACCUACCCUUUUGGCUCAUAGCUUUGACAUUGAGCUUGGAGAAAAUAUAGAGUAUUCAUUCAUGAGGCUCACUGGACAAGAGACUUUUCCUGACAGUUUAAUGGAUUUGUAUUUAGUGAAAACAUUUGCCACACAGUGGAAUGAUGAAGUUUACAUUGAGCAUUAUUGGAUGUAAUAUAUAGCAUAACUACUAGCAUGGUUGCCCUAACAACACCAGCUUUACUUACAUCCCAGACAGCAAGCAGUUUCGGCCCAGAUCUGGCCCACAUUUGGCCCGCAUGGAUUUCAUGCAGGCCAGAUGUGGGCCGGUUCUGGGCCGAAACUGCUUGCUGUAUUUUCAUCUAUAUGCAUAUAAUUUUAAAGUGCUUCAUAUGAAUGGAUUUUUAAAUUUGCUAAAUUGUUACAUUCUGACAACCUAUAUGAAUAAACAUUUAUAAAAAAACAAGACACUUGCUAACUGCUGUGCUAGCUAACUGUGCUUUUGCACAUGUUUGCACAUAACAUGAAUAUUAUUGCAGAUCUUGUUAUACACUCAUGCUUUUAUUAGUAUUGUAAGAGACAGCCAAUUUAUUUUUCAAAGUAACAAAUUAUAAUAUUGUGUGUCUUUAGGGAUGACACUGGUUUCCAUAUGCAAAGCUGAGCAAAGACUUAAAGAUAAAAAAAGAACAAGAUUACAGGGAGUCAGUUGGUUCCAGUGGUUUGUUAUUAAUUAUCAACCAAUCUCAUCAUAUUAGAUAAACAAGAAAAGAUUUUCAUUGAAUUACUGUUGGUUGUGAGUUCAUUGAAGCACACAUCUGGAUCAUGUAGUUGAAGAUUUCUGACAAAAAAAAGUACAAUGUGGAGCUGUCUCCAUUGAAACACUUCAGUAUUAGUACUGAAUACCAGCCUCACAUAUAAUCAUUUAUCUUGUAAAGGCUCAGUCAUUGCUAUCCGUGGUACCUUAAGUUAGAGUUAAUAGUAACAGUGUGACGUAUAUGUACUGGAGACAAGUGGACACUGCACACGCCAGCGGUGACAUCAUGGGACGAUGUGCUCAUCAUUCUGGUGUUGGUUCUGUUGGCGAUCAGGCUCUCAGACUGACAUCGCUGUGUCAGAUAUCAGUCUUCACCUGCAGUGCUUUAACUAGUUACUAGUCUUCUUUUAUCUUUAAAUUGUUAUUUAUAUACGGUAGCUGUAUCAAGCAAAGUGCUUUUGUCCAAAUGCUUAAGGAAAUUAUCAAUAUAAUUAAAAUUUUGCCAUGAGGACUAAAAAUCAUGGCAAUACAACUGUUUACAUUUUUCACAUUUGCUGCCUUAUGGAAUAUGUACAGUGCCCUCCUUAAGUAUCGGAACAGUAAAGACAAAAUAGCUUUCUCUGGUGUGCAGAUAUGACAUUUGCAAAUAUGAUUAAAAGAUGAAUAUGCUACAAAACUACAGAAUGUCACAUUUUAUUAUAAAGUCUUUCGACACAAACAUGUUUUACCAAAUAAAAAGGACAGCACUUUUAGAGUUCAUCCCACUAUUUGAUGUGAGCAUAAGUAUUGGAACAGUUGAAUUCAAGGCAUAUGUAAAAGAUUAAAAGCUAAUAUUUUGUUCCAGAUCCCUCGCAUGCAAUCAGAGCAGUGAGUCUGCAACCCAUAGACAUCACCAGACACUCAUGGUCUUAUGCUUUUCUCCAGCCUUUAAUGCAGCCAAUUCCAACUGUUAAUUGUUUGGGGGAGUUUCUGUCUUUAGUCUGAACUGAAAACUGAACUGGCAGGGUGUUUUGGGUCAUUAUC